Molecule: messenger RNA, 3646 nt
Organism: Hydractinia symbiolongicarpus
Lineage: Eukaryota; Metazoa; Cnidaria; Hydrozoa; Anthoathecata; Hydractiniidae
Product: inositol polyphosphate 5-phosphatase OCRL-like
Exons: 28
Coding region: 138-3191 (1017 amino acids)
Biological process (GO): phosphatidylinositol dephosphorylation; signal transduction
Molecular function (GO): phosphatidylinositol-4,5-bisphosphate 5-phosphatase activity; inositol phosphate phosphatase activity
Source: RefSeq, a predicted model, not a curated record
GUUAACUUUACACUUUUUUAGUAUAUAUAUAACAAUAUUUAUCUUUUGCUUGUUGUUGACAAGAUUAUGAAAAUUAGAAACGCAAAGAGGAAGAUGUUUCAAUAAGGUGUUGUUGGUGAGAAAACAAGUUAAAGAUUAUGACUACGCAACUAAAAAAAGUUCAAAGCCUUCUUCGAAAUGGCGAAACUUGCAAAUAUUGUCUUGAAGGCAGCCUGGUUUCUGGUUGGACCAGAACACCUCAUCUUUUUGCAAUUGUACGGUCUCAAGUAAAUAACUAUGGGUUACUUAUUCUGUCACACCCUGGGAUUGGUUCUAAUGAAACCAUUAUUCGUCCAAAAAGUGCUAUACCAAUGGAUGGAAACUUUCGAUAUCUCUUAAAUAAUAGUGGCACAAACUUCUCAUCCUCAGAUAUUCAACUACAGCUCACAUCAGGUUCAAAUACAUACACUGCUGAAUUUGCAUCUGGGUCUGCAAUGCAAGAUUUUAUGUCAGUGUUAACGAGCAUGUAUAACGGUACGGGAAUAAGCACGUCUUAUGAAUGGUUAAAAGCAUAUAAUGGAGUUAAUAAUGACGCUGAUAGUUCACAAGGGGAAUGGCCGUGGAAUGAAAUAACAAAACCUUCAGUUGCAGAUUAUACACCUAUCGCGUUUGAUGCUGAUGCAGAUAUUACCAAUUUCGAUCCACUCUCUUCUGCAAGUAAAAAGGAUUGCAGUAUUAAAGAUGAUUUAUUAAAAGAUUACGAUGAAAUUGUACCUAAUACUAAAUGUUUGAAUAUUAGUGGUACAAAAGAAAAUAAUUUAUUAGAAGUCACACCAGUAAGAGUGACACCUACAAAUGAACUGGAUUUAAAAGAUUUCGAUCCUUUAUCAAAAAAGGAGAUAGAGGAAGGCAUUAAAACAGAGAAAAUGAUAUCAGCAGAACUUUUAAGAAGAAGCAGGGAAGUUGUUUCAACUCGUGCUUCUGCUGGCAAAUCAUGGCUUGAACGAACUUUGUCACAAAGCUCAGGUUCAACUGAAACAAAAGAAAGUGGUGGUCAAGAAGAGGCUUUCGAUGUUGUUGAUAAUCUAGAGGUUCAGAAUGUUCGUAACGAAAAUACUGCCCCACCUCCUUAUAAAGGCAAUCUCUCAGGAAAUGUUUUUAAGGGAAUGCGUGCAAGAGAGAAUUUUAUUCGGUUGCAUAUGGCUGCAAGAGAAAAAGAAUUUACUGAGCUAUUUCCAUUCACAUUGCUUGCUGGUACAUGGAAUGUCAAUGGCCAACUGGCUACUGAAAGUUUAGUUCCAUGGCUACAAGAUAAUCCUGAAUCACCAGAUGUCAUUGCAAUCGGAUUUCAAGAGCUUGACUUGAGUGCUGAAGCUUUAGUAUUCAACGAUUCAAGUCGAGAAGAUACUUGGAUGAAAGCUAUUGAGAAUGGUUUACCAAAAAAUACAGAUUAUUUUAAGUUGAAACAUGUUCGUCUUGUUGGUAUGAUGUUGGUUGUGUAUGUUCAAACGAAACAUAAGAUGCAAGUAUCUGAUGUUGAGUCUGAAACAUAUGGGACUGGAAUCAUGGGCAUGAUGGGCAACAAGGGUGGUGUUGCUGUCAGAUUUCAACUGCACAACUCAACAAUCUGUUUUGUCAACUCCCACUUGGCAGCUCAUUUAAUGGAGUAUGAGAGGCGUAACCAGGACUUCCGUGAAGUGUACAGUAAAUUGAAGUUCUCUCUUUUCCAACCACCUAUUGGAAUAUCACAACACAACAUGGUGUUUUGGUUGGGUGAUUUGAAUUAUCGUUUUGAUGACCUGGACCCUGACCAAGUAAAAAAUUUAGUCAGAAAAAACGAUUUCGCAAAACUUUACAAGUAUGACCAGCUUAACAGACAGCAAACUCAACAAAAAGCUUUCGAUGGAUUCAAUGAGGGUAGCCUAACGUUUGCACCAACAUAUAAAUAUGAUCCAGGGACAGACGAUUGGGACACUAGUGAAAAGUCGCGUGCACCAGCUUGGUGUGAUCGUGUGUUGUGGAAAGGAAAACAAAUUGAACAGAUAGCAUACAGAAGUCAUCCUCAGUUGAAAUUAAGUGAUCAUAAACCCGUCAGUGCACUCUUCACUGUGGGAAUCAAAGUUGUUGACCGAGCCAGGGAGCGUAAAGUAUUUGAAGAAAUUGUUCGAAAACUAGACAAACGUGAAAAUGAUUCGCUACCUCAAGUUAAGUUAGGCAAGCACGAAUUUCAAUUUGAUAUUGUGGAAUUCAUGGAAGAGAGGGUGGAGGUUUUACCUGUUGCAAAUAUUGGCCAGAGUCCAGUGGAAUUUCAAUUUAUAGCAAAAUUAGACGAUGCUGACAUUGCAAAACCUUGGUUUCGAGUUAAUCCCUCUGCUGGAUUUAUAAUGCCAGGAGAUGUAUUGGAAAUCGAGUUGUCAGUAAUGGUAGACAAGCUGUCGGCGCCCAUGGUGACUGUAGGAAAUUGCAUUUUGGAUGACAUCUUAGUACUUCAUCUUGUUGAUGGAAAAGAUUUCUUUGUACCCUUAAGUGGCGUAUAUACGCCCAGUGUGUUUGGUUCUUCUCUCGAAGCUUUAGUAAGAAUAUAUGGUCCUAUCAGACAGGUACCAAUGGAUUCUUUAAUUCAAUUGGAAAGUAUAGCCUCCGUAUUUGAUUCAACUGAUGGUGUAUUUCCAGAUUCCACGGAGCCUCUUGAAAUACCGAAAGAACUGUGGUUGUUGAUAGAUCACUUAUUUAAACACGGUAUGACACAGGAGAAUAUUCUUCUGCAGUCUGGUAUCGAUGAAGAAAUUCGUCAGAUUCGGCAUCACUUAGAUACAGGGCAGGGUGGAGAAAUUCCCGGGAGCAUAUUUUCUAUUGGUGAAGCUUUGCUCUUAUUUCUGGAAGCCCUUCCAGAACCUGUCAUUCCAUACAAAUAUCACACGAGAUGCUUAGAAGCAUGCAACAACUAUGUCUUAUGUAAACAGGUAGUAACACAACUUCCAGAGUGUCAUGGCAACGUGUUUCGAUACCUCACUGCAUUUUUACGUGAGUUACUCAAGCAGAGCGCAGAAAACAAACUAGACGCCAAAAUGCUUGCCACAGUGAUGGGCUCCAUCCUGUUGAGAUCGCCGAUGAACCAAAGCAAGAACUUGACCCGCAGAACGCAAUCACAGAUAGCUCAAAAGAAAGCGAAAUUUGUCUUUCAUUUCCUGGUAAAUGACUUCAGAGGUUGAGCUCGGAGAUGUCAUAUUCAAGGGAGAGAGAGAGAGAGAGAGAGAGAGAGAGAGAGUACGCGACAGGCUUGUAACAGCUGCUCAGAUAAGUUGCUGUGGUGAGGCUGUGUCUAAUAAUGUUUACUGCCAGCCUGUUUUGAGCACUUAAGUGAAAUCCAAAUGGUGUUAUCCAUGCAUUGCAUUGAUUUAAAAAAUAAACAAACAUUUUUUACUGUUUCACGUUUUAUCCCACCUGAUAUUUUAUUUAUAGAUUGCUUUUUAAUUCCAUAUCCCAAUAAUUCUUUUAUUUUCGCGUGUAUUUUAAAUUGGUUGCUUUCUUCUUAACGUUAAGAACAUGGCGACACAUUUUGCUCAACUUUUAACAUUUUUUGAAGCAAUAUGUAUAUAGAUAUUCAGCGUACGUUUAAUUUGUAUUUAUUUUUUUACUAAAUAGAUAUUAAGACAACUUGGAAGUC